AUGGGAUUGGCAGCCAAUCUUUACACACACACACACACACACACACACACACACACACACACACACACUCCUAGACCCUGCUCUCAGUGCUGCCCUACAAACACCUCUACCAUACGCACAGGUAGUGGAGAGUGUCUGGAACAUGGUUAUAUGUUGAACAGUCGGUACCAGGUGGUCUAUCCCUUCCCCACCUUCCAGCCUGCCUUCCAGCUGAAGAAAGACCAGGUGAUCUUCCUCAACACCUCCUAUUCCCUGGUGGCCUGCUCUGUGUCCCUCUGUCCAGGUGAGCAGGGUCAUUCGACUCAGAUCCUGUUCAGAAAGAGAGCCACAGCCCCCACCUCAGAACAUCAAUCCCUCCAUCGCCCUCUUCAUCCUCUUCCUCUCAUGGGUCUCCCGACAGCCGUGAGCGUGGAGAGGGAUAGAGAACAGAGGGAAGACACACAGAUGGAUCAACUGACUAGCGCACCACAGACUUCCACUUCAGCUGGGAACCAAAGUUUGUUGCGACCUUUGCAGGAGGACUCUAUUCAGUGUAGUGCGGUGUCUCCUGCCUCCUCCUCCUCCUCGUCCCCCCCCACUCCUCAGUCUUCUCAGGAAGCAGGCUGCAGCGAGCCGGGAUAUGUCAACUACACCCGCUUGCAGUACCGCAUGCCACAGCCGGGGGCGCCAGAGCAGGCUGCAGGAGGUUAUGAGGAUGAUAAGGUCCAGCUGCCCUUCACUGUGACUGACCUGAAGGGACGCAACCUACAGCUGGUCACUGGGCCCCACAACGGACAGAGUGUGUGUGUGGAGCAGUUGACUCUGGACUUUGAGUACCUGAUAAACGAGGUGAUCCGGAGCGACGCCCGCUGGGCUCCUCAGUUCUGUUCCUUCAACGACUACGACGUUGUUAUACUGGAGGUGUGUCCAGAGACUAACACAGUGGUGAUCAACAUUGGGCUGCUGCUGCUGGCGUUCUCCAACCCUGAAGAGGAACACUGCAGGCCCAACACCUACCACUCCAGUCUGCAGGUGAGCUGGGACCUCAACACAGGAGUGUGUCACACCGUCGGAGUCGGUGACCUCACUGAGGUCAAGGGUCAGACCAGUGGCAGUGUAUGGAGUUCCUACAGGAAGUCUUGUGUUAACACAGUAAUGAAGUGGCUGGUUCCAGAGAGCAGCUCUCGUUACAUCAACCGCAUGACCAACGAGGCCCUGCACAAAGGUUCCUCUCUACAGGUGUUAGCUGACAGCGACCGGAGUACCUGGAUCAUACUAUGAGGGACAACAGAGGGGUGUCCUGACACCAGAGGCUCGGACUGUCACACACACACUGACACACACCGACACGCAUACAGUAAGCCUGUUUAGCUGCUACAGUAACAGUCAUAGGUUUCCUCUCAAAUGGCACCCUAUUCCACAUGUGGUGCACUACAUUUGACUGUUUCCCUUUAUGACUCUGGUGAGAAGUAGUGCUCUAUAUAGGACCUUCAGACUCCAUUCUGGACCUGGAAAGCAGUUCCACUGUUUCAUUGUUCCCCUCUAAUCAGGGACUGAUUUAGACCUGGGACACCAGGUGUGUGUGCAAUUAAUGAUCAGGUAGAACAGAAAGCGAGCAGGCUCCGGACCUCGUAGGGUCAGAGUUGGAUACCCCUGAUUUAGGGAAUAGGGUGCCAUAUUGUCAUGAAUCUGUGCACCUGCCUCUGUGUGUGUGAUGUUGUAGGAUGGAAGAAUCAGGAGGCAUUCAGUGUGUUUUCCACAUGUUCUGUUUUUGUUUGACUAUAUAAUGUAACAUUUGCGCCCAUGGAUCCAGAGCUGAACUGAACAAAGAUGAUUUUACUGUGGGUUUUUAGUUUAGUUUGUUUGGUGUAACUUUCCGUUUUAUGACUGUGUGAGAGAGAGAUGUAUAUAGAGAGAAGUUGUGUGGUCCUCAUGCCUCCGAGAUUCUGCUGCUGUUCUCGGAACCUAAAGGCCACUCCUCUAAACCAGCUCUGUCCAGGUUCAUCUGGUUUUAUCCAGUUUGAUCCAGGUCUGAAUCUCCAUGUCUGUCUGAUUGCAACAGGGCCUACACAUGAACUGGAGUGACUGACGUUCCCCUAAGUACAGAUCUAGGAUCAGCUUCCCCUCCCCCAAUCAUAACCUUAACCAUUAGUGGGGGGGAAUGUGAAACUGACCACAGAUCAGUGUCUUAGGGCAACUUCACCAUACACCCUGAUCUGUCUCUUAUUUUACCAUUGACAGAUUUCUUCUUGGAUGCGUCCAAAAUGGCUCCCUAUGUAGUGCACUACGUUUUGUCCAGAGCCUCAUAAGCUCUCAUAGAGCUUUGGUUAAAAGUAGUGCACUACAUAGGGAAUAGGGUGUCAGUUCAGAUUGUCCCCUUCAUAAAUGUAUUUGUAUGUGGAGUUAACUUUCCCAAAAUUCCCAGGUUUUCUAGAAAUCCUGGUUGAAGGAUUCCAGAUUAGUCCUUCUUCCCAGGAAUCUUUUUAGGAAAGUUACAACCCUAGAUGGAGCAGAGGUUUAUGGGAUAUGGAGUUAAGCAACCUGUUAUUAUCUGGAUGUAUUUUAACAGACUGGACAGAGAGAGCAUGGUUCACUUGAUUAUUUUUUCAUAAAAAUAAAUAAUUGAAAGAUUCA
Salmo salar (Atlantic salmon) is the source of this 2613-nucleotide messenger RNA. NCBI's taxonomy places the organism in Eukaryota, Metazoa, Chordata, Actinopteri, Salmoniformes, Salmonidae. The record is from RefSeq and is a predicted model, not a curated record.